Molecule: messenger RNA, 3921 nt
Organism: Gorilla gorilla gorilla (western lowland gorilla)
Lineage: Eukaryota; Metazoa; Chordata; Mammalia; Primates; Hominidae
Gene: SLC39A1
Product: solute carrier family 39 member 1
Exons: 4
Coding region: 1541-2932 (463 amino acids)
Biological process (GO): protein homotetramerization; zinc ion transmembrane transport; positive regulation of transcription by RNA polymerase II
Cellular component (GO): cytoplasm; plasma membrane; nucleus
Molecular function (GO): cAMP response element binding protein binding; zinc ion transmembrane transporter activity
Source: RefSeq, a predicted model, not a curated record
GGAGUCUCGCUGUGUCGUCCAGGCUGGAGUGCAGAGGUGUGAUCUUGGCUCACUGCAACCUCCGCCUCCCCGGUUCAAGCGAUUCUCCUGCCUCAGCCUCCUGAGUAGCUGGGAUCAUAGGCAUGCGCCACCAUGCCUGGCUAAUUUUUGUAUUUUUAGUAGAGACAGGGUUUCACCAUGUUGACCAGGCUGGUCUCCAACUCCUGACCUCGUCAUCUGCCCGCCUCGGCUUCCCAAAGUGCUGGGAUUACAGGCGUGAGCCACCGCGCCCAGCCCAAUGUACAUAUAUUUCAAAACAUCAUGUUGUACACCAUAAAUAUAUACAAUUAUUAAUCAUAUAUGACAUAUGUAUGUGUAUAAACAAAUAUAUAUAUUUGACAACUAUAAAGGUAGAACUUGGACCAGAAUCCAGGUUUCCUGACCCCCCCAGUCAGUCAUAAUUCCUUGUUAAUGUUACCAAUUACGAAUAAUUUUUUUUUUUGAGACGAAGUUUCGCUGUUGUUGCCCAGGCUGGAGCGCAAUGGCGCGAUCUCGGCUCACUGCAAUUUCCGGCUCCCGGGUUCAAGCGAUUCUCCUGCCUCGGCCUCCCGAGUAGCUGGGAUUACAGGCCCCCGCCACCACGCCCGGCUAAUUUUUGUAUAUUUAGUAGAGACGGGGUUUCACCAUGUUGACCAGGCUGGUCUUGAACUUCUGUCCUCAGGUGAUUCAUCCUCGGCCUUCCAAAGUGCUGGGAUUACAGGCGUGAACCACCGCGCCCGGCCCUUAAGAAGUCUUCACAUUCCUCUUUUACUUAAGGAAUUACUGGGCUUCGUUUCUGGAGCCUUGUGAGAAGCAUUACACUGUCCCCCCUUUUUUUUUCUUUUUUAAAAUUAAUUUUCCUGUAGGAAGCAAGAUCCCAUCUGUCCCUUCUUUAGGCAAUGAAGCUUUUUUCACCUUUGCAUAAAAGAACAGCUGAGCCCCCUUUUUAAAUUUUCUUUUGUCCUUACCGUCCCUUGAGGCUAGAAGAGGAUUCUCAAGGCACAGAGUUGUGGGCCACAAGAAUCCAGGUUGAGGAAACGGUGAAAGUCCUGAGCUGAAACAACUACCUUGGGGCAUUCAAGGAACAGCAAACAGCAAACCGACCGGCGGGGGUGGCGGGAGCUGGGCUGGAAAUCAGGUGGGAGAACCGGCCAGACGCCCGCAGGCGCGGUACGCAGAUAUCCUGGAAUGCGCUGGGGGCUCUUCCCUGGGCGCGGCUUCAGCACCCCGCAUUCCGGUCCCACCACGUCCCCACCCACCUGGAGAAGGCGGAGGCUGCACUGAGUGCCAGAAGUAGUCGAGAAGGGAUGAUUUUCAAGGCAUACCCUCUCUUUGCCUUCCCCCCUUUCCAAUUCUGCCUUGUCUUUUUCCUUGUUGUGGGUGCUGGCGAGGGAAAGCAGUCAAGGAAGUUGGUCCCAAGAGGGGAAUGCUUUCCCUUGGGCGCCAAGAGGCACUGACGAGGUGUCAGAGCCUUCUGAGGGACAGAUGAGACUUUGGCCCAAGGCCAGGAAGAUGUUCUCAGAUGUGGGCCGGAAGACUUGACAAUGCGGGGUCUCCCUCUUUUAAAAAUAUCCAUAUAAUCAAAGCCUUUGUUGACUGGCCCGCUCCGGCCCCUCAGUCCUCCACAUAUGCGCCCCAGGGCCCCAGCCCCGAGGUCCUUUUCCUAAUAUCCGCCCUUGCUCUCUCUCACUCUCCUCCGGUCGCCUGUUCCGCCCGCUCCCGCUCCCGAUCUCUGAUUGCUCCUAACAGACGUCACUCCCGGUCUGUCCCCGCCCACUCGGUGCUGCCAUUGGCAGUCGGUCGUGGGUACGCGGCUCCUGUGGGGGAGGGGGAGCUAUGGGAGGGGGCGGGAAUUCCCGACUCUAGGCCGGAAGCGCGCGGAGACCAUGUAGUGAGACCCUCGCGAGGUCUGAGAGUCACUGGAGCUACCAGAAGCACCAUGGGGCCCUGGGGAGAGCCAGAGCUCCUGGUGUGGCGCCCCGAGGCGGUAGCUUCAGAGCCUCCAGUGCCUGUGGGGCUGGAGGUGAAGUUGGGGGCCCUGGUGCUGCUGCUGGUGCUCACCCUCCUCUGCAGCCUGGUGCCCAUCUGUGUGCUGCGCCGGCCAGGAGCUAACCAUGAAGGCUCAGCUUCCCGCCAGAAAGCCCUGAGCCUAGUAAGCUGUUUCGCAGGGGGUGUCUUUUUGGCCACCUGUCUCCUGGACCUGCUGCCUGACUACCUGGCUGCCAUAGAUGAGGCCCUGGCAGCCUUGCACGUGACGCUCCAGUUCCCACUGCAAGAGUUCAUCCUGGCCAUGGGCUUCUUCCUGGUCCUGGUGAUGGAGCAGAUCACACUGGCUUACAAGGAGCAGUCAGGGCCGUCACCUCUGGAGGAAACAAGGGCUCUGCUGGGAACAGUGAAUGGUGGGCUGCAGCAUUGGCAUGAUGGGCCAGGGGUCCCACAGGCGAGUGGAGCCCCAGCAACCCCCUCAGCCUUGCGUGCCUGUGUACUGGUGUUCUCCCUGGCCCUCCACUCCGUGUUCGAGGGGCUGGCGGUAGGGCUGCAGCGAGACCGGGCUCGGGCCAUGGAGCUGUGCCUGGCUUUGCUGCUCCACAAGGGCAUCCUGGCUGUCAGCCUGUCCCUGCGGCUGUUGCAGAGCCACCUUAGGGCACAGGUGGUGGCUGGCUGUGGGAUCCUCUUCUCAUGCAUGACACCUCUAGGCAUCGGGCUGGGUGCAGCUCUGGCAGAGUCGGCAGGACCUCUGCACCAGCUGGCCCAGUCUGUGCUAGAGGGCAUGGCAGCUGGCACGUUUCUCUAUAUCACCUUUCUGGAAAUCCUGCCCCAGGAGCUGGCCAGUUCUGAGCAAAGGAUCCUCAAGGUCAUUCUGCUCCUAGCAGGCUUUGCCCUGCUCACUGGCCUGCUCUUCAUCCAAAUCUAGGGGGCUUCAAGAGAGGGGCAGGGGAGAUUGAUGAUCAGGUGCCCCUGUUCUCCCUUCCCUCCCCCAGUUGUGGGGAAUAGGAAGGAAUGGGGAAGGGAAAUACUGAGGACCAAAAAGUUCUCUGGGAGCUAAAGAUAGAGCCUUUGGGGCUAUCUGACUAAUGAGAGGGAAGUGGGCAGACAAGAGGCUGGCCCCAGUCCCAAGGAACAAGAGAUGGUCAAGUCGCUAGAGACAUGAUCAGGGGACAUUAGGAUUGGGGAAGACACUUGACUGCUAGAAUCAGAGGUUGGACACUAUACAUAAGGACAGGCUCACAUGGGAGGCUGGAGGUGGGUACCCAGCUGCUGUGGAACGGGUAUGGAGAGGUCAUAAACCUAGAGUCAGUGUCCUGUUGGUCCUAGCCCAUUUCAGCACCCUGCCACUUGGAGUGGACCCCUCCUACUUUUCUUAGCGCCUACCCUCCUACCUAUCUCCCUCUUCCCAUCUCCUAGGGGACUAGCGCCAAAUGGUCUCUCCCUGCCAAUUUUGGUAUCUUCUCUGGCCUCUCCAGUCCUGCUUACUCCUCUAUUUUUAAAGUGCCAAACAAAUCCCCUUCCUCUUUCUCAAAGCACAGUAAUGUGGCACUGAGCCCUACCCAGCACCUCAGUGAAGGGGGCCUGCUUGCUCUUUAUUUUGGUCCCGGAUCCUGGGGUGGGGCAGAAAUAUUUUCUGGGCUGGGGUAGGAGGAAGGUUGUUGCAGCCAUCUACUGCUGCUGUACCCUAGGAAUAUGGGGACAUGGACAUGGUGUCCCAUGCCCAGAUGAUAAACACUGAGCUGCCAAAACAUUUUUUUAAAUACACCCGAGGAGCCCAAGGGGGAAGGGCAAUGCCUACCCCCAGCGUUAUUUUUGGGGAGGGAGGGCUGUGCAUAGGGACAUAUUCUUUAGAAUCUAUUUUAUUAACUGACCUGUUUUGGGACCUGUUACCCAAAUAAAAGAUGUUUCUAGACA